AAAGCCAAACCGUACUAUAACUUUGGUGAGGAUGAGGAGUUCCAGUGCUUCACCGGAUUUGAACUGGAAGGCUUUCAGUUCAUCAGCUGUCGUCCUGACGGAACGUGGACUCAGCCCAGAGGACGGUGCCACCGCAGGCUUUGUGUUCCUCCAGAAAUCCCAGACGACAUGACGCUGUUUCCCACUAAAGACUCGUACAGAGUGGGUGAAUCUGUUGGUUUGAACUGCAAUGAGCCGGGCCUGAUGCCGCUGCCCCGGGGCAUGUACAGGUGCGGCUCCAAGCUCACCUGGGAGCCUCCCUUACCUGCUGGCCUGCGCUGCACCAACGAGAACCCGUUUGUUCCUGAUUCUCAGUGUGGGCUUGGUCAGAGGCUGCAGGGUUCCCGCUGCGUCUGCGUCCAACGGGAGAGCUGCCUCUCCGAGCCGGAGAGUCUCUGCGUCCUGAACGCGAUCAUCGACGUGGCGGUGCCCGUGUCACUCUGCUCCUUCCAUGCUGCCCGUUGCCACGGCGACCCACUCCUCUAUAUGAACGAGGGUGCGUGCAACCCUGCAGACAUCACCAAACUGGAGUGGGCCCGGUUCCGAGCCAAGAUGUCCUCCAAAAGCUCGGCUCAGCUGCCCUGCAAUCUGGACACGUGUUACGAAUGGGAGACUUGCUCAGCAUCUAAGAAGUGUCAGUGCAAAGCCGCUCGUGAGUGCCCCAGAACCGGAGAGCACAUGUUCUGUGUGAAGCUGACGGCCCAGAUGACCCGCAGCUUGACCCUCUGUUCUACAGCUGCCCUCAAAUGCAUCAACCAGCCGUUUGAGAUCCUUCAUGAGGGGAAUUGCAGCGCAGGAUCCUGACGAGGAUGUCUAAAGCCAACCGAUGACUUGUUACUGCAUGUUAUAUUAAGUCGACUCAAACCCGUCACAAACAUUUACACAUAAGAGUUUAGUGAUGUCAGGUUUACAUAAAGACAAACGCAUCCGCUUGGGUUGGUGGAGGAACUUCUGCGAAGGCUGCAGAAUCAAACCCUGCAGAUUUGGUUUUAUCAGUGGAGAAUUUUCUGAUUGUGGUAAACAAGAUAAAUAAUAAUAUUAAAGCUUCGCAAUGUUUUCGUGUUUUGAUUAAAAGUCCAAAUCUCCACUAAAUGUGCAGCAGAGCCUAGAGAACAUUUGAUGUUUCUGCUCCACCAGCAAAGGGAAGAACGUUUCGUGAUGAACGUUUGAGCCAGUUUAAAGUUUUAGGUUUCGUCUCCAAAAGGACUGAAACUAUUAAUGUUGUCUGGACUGAAAAGAUGUUUGAAAGACAGGAUCAGGAUAAUGUUAAUGAUAAUAAGGAUGGAUUGAAAUGAUGCUAAAAAUAAACACCAGCCUGACAUAAAA
Messenger RNA from Nothobranchius furzeri (turquoise killifish), 1365 nucleotides. The record is from RefSeq and is a predicted model, not a curated record. Lineage: Eukaryota; Metazoa; Chordata; Actinopteri; Cyprinodontiformes; Nothobranchiidae.